This is a messenger RNA of Micropterus salmoides (largemouth bass), 3174 nucleotides long. RefSeq names its product regulator of chromosome condensation (RCC1) and BTB (POZ) domain containing protein 2 (gene rcbtb2). The record is from RefSeq and is a predicted model, not a curated record. The transcript is spliced from 12 exons. Gene Ontology annotation, molecular function: protein binding. The coding region runs from base 197 to 1780 and encodes 527 amino acids. NCBI's taxonomy places the organism in Eukaryota, Metazoa, Chordata, Actinopteri, Centrarchiformes, Centrarchidae.
UUUUUUUCAGUAGGUGGUGCAGCGAUCAAAGCUAACUACAACAAGAUGCAACCACGGCAAGUUAUGUGAAGCUAGACCCAGACUAUCGAGAUGAUUAUAUCAGCAACUUGAUUCGCCAAAUAUGUUGGCUGACAAUUUUUCAGUGUUCCGACAUCGCGGGCGAAACACUAGCUAGAGCAACAGCAAGCUGCAUAGUAUGCUGGACGUCGGGAAGUGGCCAGUGUUUGCACUCCUUCCUCCUGAGGAACUACGGCUUAUCCGGCAAGCAUGUGUCUUUGGCAGUGCUGCAAAUGAAGCCCUCUAUGUCACAGUUAGUGAUGAGGUCUUUGCUCUGGGCACCAACUGCAGCGGCUGUUUAGGGCUCGGAGACCUUCAAAGCACUAUUGAGCCACGCAGGAUUGAUGUCUUGUGUGGAAAGAAGAUUGUGUCCCUAAGCUAUGGAACAGGACCGCAUGUGGUUAUAGCCACUGCAGAUGGAGAAGUGUUUGCUUGGGGACACAAUGGCUACAGCCAGCUGGGCAAUGGGACCACCAACCACGGACUGACCCCUGCCCUGGUGUCCACCAACCUCCUUAACAAGAGAGUGACAGAGGUGGCCUGUGGCUCCCACCACACUAUUGCCCUCACAACUGAUGGAGAGGUGUAUGCAUGGGGUUAUAACAACUCAGGCCAAGUAGGUUCAGGGUCUACUGCCAACCAGCCUACGCCGCGCCGGGUCAGCAGCUGCCUGCAGAACAAAGUUGUGGUUAACAUAGCCUGUGGUCAGCUCUGCUCUAUGGCUGUACUAGACAAUGGAGAGAUCUAUGGUUGGGGCUACAAUUGCAAUGGACAGCUAGGUUUGGGCAAUAAUGGAAAUCAGCAGACCCCAUGCAGGAUUGCUGCUCUCCAAGGUGUCAGCAUUGUCCAGGUUGCUUGUGGCUAUGCACAUACAUUGGCACUUACAGAUGAGGGGUUUGUUUACGCCUGGGGAGCCAACUCGUAUGGGCAGUUGGGAACAGGCAAUAAGAGUAACCAAGCUCUCCCCACUCUAAUAAACACAGACAAGGAGAGGAUGGUGGAGGUGGCUGCAUGUCACACCAGCCACACAUCAGCUGCCAAGACCCAGAGUGGGCAGAUUCUGAUGUGGGGUCAAUGUCGAGGUCAAGCUGUAGCCAGCCCCCACCUCACCCAUUUCAGCAGCACAGACGAUGUGUUUGCAUGCUUCGCCACACCAGCAGUCACGUGGCACCUCCUCUCAGUAGAUGCCGAUGACUACCUGACUGUUGCCCAGUCUUUGAAGAAGGAGUUUGACAGCCCAGAGAUUUCAGACCUGAAGUUCUUGGUUGAUGGGAAGUGUAUCCAUGUUCACAAAGCCCUGCUGAAAAUCAGGUGUGAGCAUUUUCGUGCACUCUUGAAUGAAACGGAUGAGGAUGCCAUAGAAAUUCACCAGUUCUCAUACCUGGUGUACCGAGCCUUUCUAGAGUACCUCUACACAGACACUAUUAACCUGCCACCAGAGGAUGCUAUUGGGUUGCUAGACUUGGCUACGUACUACCAAGAGACGAGGCUGAAGCGGUUGUGCCAGGAGACGAUCAAGAGAGGUAUUUCUGAGGAGAACGCCAUCACUCUGCUCUCUGCUGCUGUCAAGUAUGAGGCGCGGGACCUGGAGGAGUUCUGCUUCAAGUUUUGCGUCAACCACCUAACAGCUGUCACGCAGACCCAGGCCUUUGCAGACAUGGACCACGACCUGCUCAAGAACUUCAUUAGUAAAGCCAGCCGCUAUGGAGCCUUCAAAAACUGACUAGGGUUCCCUUGUAGUGAUGGGUUCAACACGAUGACGUUUAAGCUCACUAAGCUCCUGAGAGUCGACCCUAGACCAAAGUAAACAUCAGGCUGAUGAGUACUCCAUAGCCCUGUUGCUGGGGAUGUUAACACUGGAGAGGAAAAUGGUUUAAGGUUCCACCCUCUAACUGAUGCUUCUGUGUUACUGCCGUCAACCUAGGCCAAACACAGUGGUUGCUUGGGGAAUAAAUAUUUGGUUACAUUACUCAGUCACAAGCAGACUAGAAUAGAAAGAAGUGCCACGGUGGUCUUCUUUCUGUUUUCCUCGUGUUACUGACAAUAUGCUUGGCUAAUUUGGUGUCUUGAUUUGUAAGCUAGUCAAGAGACGGAUGUGUUGCAGGAACUUGCCUCACAGUAACAACUAGCUCAGACAGGUUGCCUGAAAAUGCUGUAAACUAAACAUAAUUCAUAACAACAUAGGUGUGAGGUAAAAGUAUUUUUUCAUCACUCUGCCCUUUAUCAGUUAGUAAAACAAAUUAUAAACGUGCGUAUUAUACUGUAGUACAUUAUGUCUGAUCAGUAGUGACAAGAAGUGAUCAACAAAAAUAUAAGUCAGCCAUGAAUUAACCUUUCACAUUGUGCUGCUUUUCGUUGAAGCCUUGAUACUCAAACUUUCUGGAUUGAGAAAUAGUAUUUAAUAAGGAAAAACAUACAAGUUCUAUUUAAGAAAACUGCAACUUGUGUUUUACACCAAAUUUUCUGAACAAUUAUAGUUUAUAGUGGUCAUAUCUGUUCUCUUACAAAAGUCCAUGUUAAAUUUUGCCACAUGUUUUAUAUGACAGUUAUUCACCUUUACCAUCAAAAUGUAUCAUUACUGUUUGAUGUUUGACUACCAUUUGCACUGUUUUGCUGUAGACAAUUACGGUGGCCACAAUCCAGAGCCUGAUAGAAAAAGGUGGUAGCCUGUUGGUGAUCUUACACUUUAAGUGCAGCUGAUUUUACAGUUGUCUUUCAUUGAAAUUUGGUAUGUUUACAAAAAUAUGGUUGCUUAUUGUUUUUGAAAUUGUAAAUAUGUUGGCAGCAAACGCCUGCUUCUUUUUACAAGACUUUCUUUAUAUCUCUCCCCUAGUAGCACCUUGUGGUAAUAAAAUAGUGCUGGCUUAGAGUAAUUGCCAACGGACUGUUGAAUAUAGCCCAAGUUUCAUAUAGGAUCACAAGGUCUUUAAAUGUAGUUAGCAGAUAAUUCCAUAUUAAAAUCUAAAAACCUAAAUGGAACGUAACAAAAUACUUUCACAAGCCAUUUGAAUUUUAUGGAACAUUUUGAUAAUGCCUGUGUUCUCAUUUUUGUAUGGAAAAUGUUGUAAGCUGUAACAUUUGAUAAUCAAAAAUUUAUUAAAAUUAAUAACUACAUAA